Messenger RNA from Oreochromis niloticus (Nile tilapia), 823 nucleotides. RefSeq names its product homeobox protein goosecoid-2. Lineage: Eukaryota; Metazoa; Chordata; Actinopteri; Cichliformes; Cichlidae. The transcript is spliced from 3 exons. The coding region runs from base 135 to 668 and encodes 177 amino acids. Gene Ontology annotation, molecular function: DNA-binding transcription factor activity, RNA polymerase II-specific; RNA polymerase II cis-regulatory region sequence-specific DNA binding. Gene Ontology annotation, biological process: regulation of transcription by RNA polymerase II. The record is from RefSeq and is a predicted model, not a curated record. Gene Ontology annotation, cellular component: nucleus.
GAGAGAAGAAGGAGAAGGAGAAGAGCAACUGAGGCUCGAAGAGUGCUCUGUGUGUGUGUGUCACAAUAUCCUGUGAUCACCACUGCUUUUGAGCUUUCACUGGAACUUCUUUGGAGGUGGAAGGACUGAUCAGGAUGGAGAGGCAGAAGUUUCCCUUUACUAUUGAGAACAUCCUGAAGUAUCCAAGCAGCAGUGGAGAUAAACGGUCCUACGGAGCGAGUGGUCUUGGCUUAAAAGAGAAGACGGUGAGUCCUGCUGGAGGCCAAACAGAGGCGGUUCAUCAUGCCUGCCUGUGCUGCUGCUACUGCUCCCACUGUGCUGACAUACUCCAGCCUGACUUCAUCCACGAAGCUUGUCAGUAUGGCUGGAACCCAGCAAUCCUCUCAGAUUCGUGCAGGCUGGGAGACACUCACAGGGAGGAGCAGUCACCCACUCAGCUGCAGAGGCGAACCCGGCGUCACCGGACCAUUUUCACCGAGGAACAGCUGGAUGCACUGGAGGAGCUGUUCCUGCAGAACCAGUACCCAGACGUGAACACAAGAGAGAAACUCGCACAGCGCACUCACUUAAGAGAAGAGAGAGUGGAGGUUUGGUUUAAAAACAGAAGAGCCAAGUGGAGACGUCAGAAAAGACUUUCAUUUGUUGUGGGAAACACAGAAAAAAACUAAAAAAAAAAAGUUUGCAUGGCUCUGUGUGAUCCAAUCAAAAUAAUUUGCAUAUAUGUAACAUAUAAUUCUUAUAUGUAACCAUACAUGUAAAAUCCUGGCAUGUAUUGACACUAUUACUGUAAGUAAAACCUUGAAUUUGUAAAUGGGUUGUUGUA